UAUGCUUCCUUUGCAAACCCGACAGUUGUGUCCUUUUUUUAUUUCAAAAAGCGACAAGACUGAAUUGUCUAUAUGUUUACUUCAACAGACUCAUCAAAGAAAAAGUUUCUUGAAAAUACUAGAAUAGAAAGAGAGAAGCGAGAAAAUGAGCGUAUACAGAAACAGCAGUUAGAGAAACAACUCCAAGCAGCCGUAACUAUACAGAGAUGGUGGAGAAGUAGAGAUCAGCAACUCUUUUGGACUUGGUGGGACGCACGUCUAUCCACUCAGGAGCUAGACCUGAUGGAUUUCUAUCAACUACUAGGCAUAUAUUGUAUCAAGACAAAGCAUACACCAGAUCAAACUCGCUUAAAACGUAUCGUGAAGCAUUUGACAACCAACAAGUUUAGUAAUAAGGUACCUUAUUACGUACUCUUGAUUGAUAUGCGGUACAUGACACAAGCUCGUCGCUACUUAGAAUAUGUGAUUAUGCAGUGUAUCACACAGUGCACUUCUUUGACUGACCAGACAUCAUUUGGGCCAGAAUUGACUCUGUUACUUCAGUACUUGAACCCAAAGACCUAUCAAACAAAACACAUGCUUGACCCAUCCUAUGUGAUUGAUAUUCCUGAUAAAGUGUUGCAGAGCAUAGCACAGAGUAUACUCAAGACAACUAUUUGUCAAUGUCAAUUCCUCCAGCCCUUCAUGGCAUGUGUGCAGCAGAUCAUUAAACUUCAAGAUAGAAAGACACAGGAUACAGCCAAGAUCAAUGCUCUUAAACUAUGGUUGACUACCAUGACUCGACUCACUCUAUACCCUAUUGAGCAUGCUGAACUCUCAAGUGAUGCAUUAGACAUGGAAACAGCUUCUCGGUUCUUAUGGACAAAUACGUUGGCUGUGCCUUAUAUCACUGCAUCCAUUCAUGACAUGAUGGUGGAUCGACUUCGCAAAUGGGCUCUAGUAACGCCUUAUUUCUUGGCUCAAGAGGACUAUGCACAAUUGGGCGGGAAUGGGUGCUUGUUUCUGUUGGCAAAUCUAGUUGACCUUUGGAACCAUCCCAACAACAAUCUAAAGACAGAGCAAGAGAUGCGGUUAGUGGAGAUAGUCAUAUCAUUUCUAGUCCAUAUCUCACCUUGUUUUUUGGACUAUCAACGACCUCCUUUUACUCAAUAUCAUCCCAUAUUUAAAUGGUCUCAAUGUAGUUGGGGUAACAAUCUACCCAGUAGUGUGUUUGAUAAAGUCAUCAAACAGAUCGAAUACAUUUGGUCUCGCGCGUUUAUGGAUGGUGUGUUUAGCAAUAUUAUUCGAUUCGAUACCAGUCAACAUCCAGUUGAGCAAAAAAGAAGACUCUCGUUCAACAAUACACAUACCAAAAGGAAAAGUAUGCAUAAUAGCAGCUUUGCCUUGUUUUCAAUGGAGAUUGAAUCUAUAUUCUCCAUGUAUAUGCAACUGACGCAUUUAUUUAAAGCACAUCGAAAAGUGAUAUUCUAUCGCAUUGCAUUUACGACUCAUCUAAUGCCUCAAUUGUGGAAACUCAUGAAUCGUUUUGGUCCUGAGGGUAACAUGGUGAUCUAUUUGGACGCUGCUAAACGAAAUGAUAUUGAUCAAGAGCCACUUGUUCAAGUGCUUAAGGUUUUUUGCGAAGCUUGUUCUAUUGUAUUUCUAACAUUGGAUGAUGUGGAUAUCUUUGUGCACAAGAAGCCAUUCUCACCUCAAGAUUUGAUUGAUAUCAGUAGCUUUCUAAACUCUUUUUAUUUUUCAUUGAUACAACAACACACAUCAGUGCCCACUGAACUUCCACCUGCAGCAGAAUCGUUUAAAUCAGCCCGCCGUCUAUUACUACAAAUCUAUGACCUGGAUCUACAUCACCCUUUUUGUCCUAAAAACCACUGGUUAUUGAUUUCUUCUAUGACCACAGGCAUGAAAUCAUUUUUCAAUUCUUUGUUUCAUAGUCUCAAUAGUGAUUCACCUACUUCAAAGCGAGUCUCUAAUUCGUCUGCCUCUUUGUUCCUCAGUAAUUUACGACAAGGAGAUCCUGUGCCACUCAGAAUAUUACAGUUAAUGCCACAUACAGUCUCUUUUGAUAUGCGACUCAAAAUCUUUCGAGAUUGGGUAGCUCUGGAUCGAUCCAUGACACCUAAAUCCGUCAGUAGAUACAUCAAUAUACGCCGGGAUCAUGUAUUGGAAGAUGGGUUUAGCGCCUUGUCUGAACUGCCCCUCUCUGCUUGGAAGGGAACCAUUCGAGUGACUUUUGUAAAUGAAUUGGGUGUAGAAGAAAUUGGAAUUGAUCAAGGAGGACCUUUUAAAGACUUCUUGACUAUGAUGAUAUCAGAAGCAUUUGAGCCCAAUGUAGGGUUGUUUGCUGCUACAAAACAGAAUAGUUUCUAUCCAAGUGCUACUUCAAGCAUACAUGGUAAAAAUCAUAUCCAACUCUUUGAAUUUAUUGGCAAGGUUAUUGGAAAAGCAUUAUAUGAAGGUAUUUUGUUGGAUGUACAGUUUACCCGAUUCCUUUUGGCACGGUUAUUGGGUCGUAAUGUAUUCUUGGAAGAAUUGAAAGAGUUGGAUGAAGAAGUUUGGAAAAACUUGACUUUUAUUAAACGUUAUGAAGGAGAUGUGGAGGAUUUGUGUUUGUCUUUUGAGACCAACGAACAGGUGUUGGGCAAGAUUGAAUCCCAUGAACUCAAGUUUAAUGGAAGAAAUACACCGGUAACAAACAACAAUAAAAUAGAAUACAUUUACUUGAUGGCAGACUACAAACUAAACCAACGAGCCAAAGAACAAACUAAGGCCUUUAUUCAUGGCUUCCGUACUGUGAUUUCAGAAAGUUGGAUUCGCAUCUUCUCUCCCCCGGAGCUCCAGAGGUAGCAUAAUGAUAAAAGAUAAAUUUCUUGUAUCUACCAUCCACACACACAAAAAAAAGACUAAAUCAAAUUGACUCUAUAGGGUUUUGUCUGGUGAAGAUACUGAUUUUAACAUUCAAGAUUUACGUAAACAUACACAUUAUGAAAAUGGAUAU
This is a messenger RNA of Gilbertella persicaria, 2995 nucleotides long. RefSeq lists its product as uncharacterized. The record is from RefSeq and is a predicted model, not a curated record. Gene Ontology annotation, molecular function: ubiquitin protein ligase activity. The transcript is spliced from 7 exons. Lineage: Eukaryota; Fungi; Mucoromycota; Mucoromycetes; Mucorales; Choanephoraceae. Bases 73 to 2844 code for a protein of 923 amino acids. Gene Ontology annotation, biological process: ubiquitin-dependent protein catabolic process; protein polyubiquitination.